UUUCUUGUAUCUUGCAGCAUUUGUAAUCUAUAACUUCCUGAGCCUGUGUUAUGAGUACCUUGGAGGAGAGAGUGCCAUCAUGUCUGAAAUCAGGGGCAACCCAAUUACUCCCACCAGUUGGUUUUGCUGUACCUGUUGUUUGAGAGGUAGGACCUACUCCAUCGGUUUCCUGCGUUUCUGCAAGCAAGCUACCCUCCAGUUCUGUUUCAUCAAACCAGUCAUGGCCCUCUGCACCCUCAUACUCCUCCCAUUUGGAAAAUACUCAGACGGGAACUUCUCAAUUACGGAUGGUUACUUGUACAUCACAAUCAUCUAUAAUAUAUCAGUCAGCUUGGCGCUGUACGCUCUCUUUCUCUUCUACUUUGCUGCAAAAGAGCUCCUCGCACCUUAUCAACCCAUCCUCAAGUUUUUCAUCGUCAAAUCCAUCAUUUUUGUCUCUUUUUGGCAAGGUGUCUUACUGGCCAUAAUUGAGCUAGCUGGAGCCCUCGACCCUGCUGAUGAAGCCAAGGAUGAGACAUCCUCCAUCCCAGCGGGAACGGUCUCUGCCGGUUACCAGAACUUCCUCAUUUGUAUUGAGAUGUUCUUCUGUGCCAUUGGUCUGCGUUAUGCCUUCCCCUUUGACGUCUACAUGGAGAAACAAGGGCUGGGAUCAUCCAACAUGCAGCAGAGCAUAUCCAACAACCUGAAGGACACGGUGAACCCCCGUGACAUGUUCAACGACACCAUCCACAACUUCUCCCCGGCCUACCAGCAGUACAUGCAGCAGGGCACCGUCUCCGAUGAUAUGGACUCCGGCUACUACCACCACUACCCCCAGACCAACGGCAAGGAGAUGGUCAAUCCUGCAGCGUCAUCGGGUGGGGGCAGCGGCGGUGGCAACGGCAGCAGCAGCAGCAAUGGGGGAGGGGGCAUCAUGGGCAAGGCGCGUAGUGGCACGGGGGGAGGAGGGAGCAAGAGGUCGGGUCACACGGAGAAGACCACGCUACUCAGCUCCGACGAUGAAUAUUGAUCGUAGCAGUAACCCUUCCCUCGCCCCUUGUAAACUUAUCUCUUUUAAUCGUCUGCGUCAUGUACUUAAGAUGUCGUACACAUGUGUAAGAGUAUUCAAAUGACCAAGGGGUUUAGGUGCAAGUUUGACAGGAAA
Molecule: messenger RNA, 1144 nt
Organism: Strongylocentrotus purpuratus (purple sea urchin)
Lineage: Eukaryota; Metazoa; Echinodermata; Echinoidea; Camarodonta; Strongylocentrotidae
Product: transmembrane protein 184B
Exons: 5
Coding region: 80-1009 (309 amino acids)
Biological process (GO): transport
Molecular function (GO): transporter activity
Source: RefSeq, a predicted model, not a curated record